Molecule: messenger RNA, 1976 nt
Organism: Erigeron canadensis
Lineage: Eukaryota; Viridiplantae; Streptophyta; Magnoliopsida; Asterales; Asteraceae
Product: (-)-germacrene D synthase-like
Exons: 7
Coding region: 89-1738 (549 amino acids)
Biological process (GO): diterpenoid biosynthetic process
Molecular function (GO): terpene synthase activity; magnesium ion binding
Source: RefSeq, a predicted model, not a curated record
CUCUAUAUAUACCUACGUACUGUACCUAGAUUAUCAUCACAGAAGUUUAGUAUCAACUUUAUGAAUCUAGCUAGCUCCAUUAAAAAAAAUGACUACUAAACAAGGAGAGGUUAUUCGUCCACUUGCCAACUACCAUCCAAGCCUUUGGGGAGAUCAGUUCCUACACUAUGAUGAGCAAGAGGAUGUGCAAGUGGAGGUAGAUCAAGAGAUCGAAAUUUUGAAGGAAGAAACGAGAAAAGAAAUACAGGCAAGUUUGGUUGAUCCAACAAAACAUACAAAUUUGCUGAAGCUGAUUGAUAAUAUCCAACGUCUCGGUAUAGCCUAUUAUUUCGAACACGAGAUUACGCAAGCAUUACACCAUGUUUAUAAUGUAUACGGGGAUAAAUGGAAUGGUGGUAGUACUUCCCUUUGGUUUCGGCUCCUCCGACAACAAGGCUUUUACGUUUCAUCUGAUGUUUUCAAUAUCUACAAGCUUGGGGAUGGAUCUUUCAAGGAUUCCUUAACCAACGAUACCGAAUGCAUGCUUGAGUUAUAUGAGGCGACAUAUAUGAGGGUGCAAGGCGAAAUCAUUCUAGAUGAGGCUCUUGAGUUUGCUAAAACUCAUCUUGAAAACAUUGCAAAGGAUCCCCUUCGUUGCAACAACACGCUCUCUAGAUACAUAUAUGAAGCACUAAAGCGGCCUGUACGUAAAAGGUUGCCAAGGCUAGACGCAAUACGAUACAUACCUUUCUAUGAACAACAAGAUACGCACAACAAGUCCUUACUAAGGCUUGCAAAAUUGGCGUUCAACCGACUUCAAUCCUUGCAUAAGAAGGAGCUUAGCCAACUUUCAAAAUGGUGGAAAAAGUUCGAUGCUCCAAAGAAUCUACAUUACGUAAGAGAUAGAUUGGUUGAACUCUACUUUUGGGUAUUAGGUGUCUACUUUGAACCUCAAUAUUCUCAUUGUAGAAUAUUCUUGACAAAAGUAAUUAAAAUGGCCGCAAUUCUAGACGAUACUUAUGAUAUCUAUGGUACUUACGAAGAGCUUGAGAUAUUCACCAAAGCCGUUCAAAGGUGGUCAGUUACCUGCAUUGACACACUUCCAGGUUACAUGAAAGUGAUUUAUAAAAGCCUCUUGGAUGUUUAUCAAGAAAUGAAGGAGAUCGUGGAAAAGGAUGGAAAAGCUUAUCAAGUUGACUAUGCAAAAGAGUCGAUGAUAGAUUUGAUUACAAGUUAUAUGACUGAAGCGAAAUGGUUACAUGAGGGUCACAUGACAACAUUGGAGGAGCACAAAUCAAUUACAAACGUAACUGGUGGCUAUAAAAUGCUUACAACAUCAAGCUAUGUUGGCAUGCCCGGUGAUAUAGUUACAGAAGGGUCUUUCAAAUGGGCUCUCACUAAUCCUCCACUUAUUAAAGCUUCAUCUGACGUUAGUAGAAUUAUGGAUGAUAUCGUCGGCCACAAGGAGGAGCAGCAAAGAAAUCAUAUUGCAUCGAGUGUGGAAAUAUACAUGAAAGAACAUGAUCUUACGGAAGAGGAAGCCUAUGAUUUGCUCAAACAAAGAGUUGAAGAUGCAUGGAAAGUUCUAAACCGUGAAACACUCAUCUGCAAAGACAUUCCUAUGGCUCUUAAGAUGCGUGCGAUCAACCUGGCACGCGUAAUAGAUACCCUAUACAAAAAUGAUGAUAAUCUAAAAAAUGUUGGAGAAGAAAUCCAAGGUUAUAUCAAAUCUUGUUUUGUAAAUGCAAUGAGUGUUUGAUUUUUGGUUCUUCGUGACCAAUUAUCAUGUCUCAUAAAUUUGAAAGAUGUUCGUUCGAGGCAGGGUUAUGCUACUACACUAAAUAAGACCUGAAGUCAAUUGAAGGUAUAAAAUGACUUAUUGUUAAUACGUAACGUAUUUGUGGAUUUUAAUAAUGUAUUUUGAUUCAUGUAUUUGUGGAUUUUAAUUUAUGUAUUGAAUUUUAUGUUUUUCCAAUGGAAGUAUUGUUUUCUUAUUA